Austrofundulus limnaeus is the source of this 426-nucleotide messenger RNA. RefSeq names its product N-lysine methyltransferase SETD8-A. Gene Ontology annotation, cellular component: polytene chromosome; nucleus. Gene Ontology annotation, molecular function: histone H4K20 methyltransferase activity; protein binding; transcription regulator activity. Gene Ontology annotation, biological process: regulation of transcription by RNA polymerase II; regulation of DNA damage response, signal transduction by p53 class mediator. NCBI's taxonomy places the organism in Eukaryota, Metazoa, Chordata, Actinopteri, Cyprinodontiformes, Rivulidae. The record is from RefSeq and is a predicted model, not a curated record.
GCAAAAUAUUAUAUCGAUAAAAGAAAGGACAAAGAUGGCCUUGACAUUAAGUACAUCAAUGCAUUUAAAGGUCGUGGAAUCUUUGCCAAUAGAUCCUUUGUAAAAGGAGACUUUCUGUUGGAGUAUAGAGGUGAACUGAUCAGUAAGGAUGAAUGUGAGAGGAGACAAAGGGUUUACCACAACAGACUUAAAGUGUUCUUGUUCGAAUUCUACUUUAAUGGAAAACUCUGGUGUGUUGAUGGAGCAAAAGAAGAUGGGUCACUUGGAAGACUUGUAAACGAUGACCAUAUAAACCCAAAUGCAAAGAUGAAGUAUCUAACACUGCAAGGGAAGCCCCAUUUGUGUUUGUUUGCAAUUUGUGAUAUAAAUCCGGGAGAGGAGGUCACCUAUAAUUAUGGUGACUCAAACUGGCCAUGGAGAAGUAAG